Podarcis lilfordi (Lilford's wall lizard) is the source of this 2308-nucleotide messenger RNA. NCBI's taxonomy places the organism in Eukaryota, Metazoa, Chordata, Lepidosauria, Squamata, Lacertidae. The record is from the annotation of a GenBank genome assembly.
AUGGCAGCGGCCCCCACCCGCUGGCCCCUUCAAACUCUUCGAUACCGAAGAACCAAAGCUCGACUCGCGGGCCGCCUACCGAAUCCCGGGGGCCAAACGUUUCGCAGGACAAUUCGGAGCUCAGUAAAGGCUUCCAUUCCUUCAUUCCCUCAGCCCCCUUUCCUUGAACCCCGGACCCUCUUCUCUCGCGCAGCCCUCCUUCCUCUCGCCCCCCCCCCCCGCCCACCUGCCUCCGGCCAACUCCUUUCCUUUCCUCCUCCUCCUCCGCCGCCGCCUCCUUCUCCUCAGGCGAGGCCGUUGACGCGCAGCCAUCCGCCUCUCCCGAAUCAAGUUCAUAAAGCAGCGGGACGAGCUGAUUGGCCUCUCCGCUCCCUCACGUGGCCCGGCGGAAGGGGCGGGGCCGCAGGGAAAGAGCCGCGGGUGGGGCCGGAAGCCGCCGGCUCGCCGAGCUUCAGGAGAAGGAGGAAGCGGACGUUGCGUCAGGACCGAGUUCCGGAAGGCCUCUCGUUCACGCUCGUGCACCACGCGCGCCUCAAUUCUCGAGUCAGGUACUGCGGUUUUCACGGGCGGGAGUGUUUCUGAGCAUGUAUAAGUUCGCUAGUAGUGGCAGGAGAAAGAGAGGGAGGGAGGGAGGAGCUAGUUUGGGUUGUCCAUGAAGAGGGCCGGAUGGGAGCGGCCGCCGGGACCACGUAACACUGGUCUGGAAAGGCCUACACUGGCUCCCAGUAUGUUUCCGAGCACAAUUCAAACCGUUGGUGCUGACCUUUAAAGCCCUAAAUGGCCUCGGUCCAGUAUACCUGAAGGAGCGCCGAGGACCUUUUGGCGGUUCCCUCACUGCGAGAAGUGAGCUUAUAGGGAACCAGGCAGAGGGCCUUCUGGGUAGUGGCACCCGCUGCCCUGUGGAACGCCCUCCCACCAGAUGUUAAGGAAAUAAACAGCUAUCUGACGUUUAGAAGACAUCUGAAGGCAGCCCUGUUUAGGGAAGUUUUUAAUGUUUGAUGUUUUAUCGUGUUUUUUAUAUUCUGUUGGGAGCCAUCCAGAGUGGCUGGGUACAAAUAAUAAAUUAUUAUUGUUAUUAUAUUAUUAUACUCCCUGGGUGACCUUGGUCAUGUCCUGUCUCUCACACGGCAGAUGUGAGGAUAACAUGCGGUGGGUGGGUGGGGAAUCCCAUCUGAAUGCCAUCCUGAACUUACUAGUGAAAGAGUGGGGUUGUUGGGGGGGGGGUUGGAAAGAAUUGCCAGCUUUUCACACCCUAUUUCUGACAGGUUUCUCUGCCUUCCAAAAUAUAUAAAAACAUAAGAAAACAUUAAUCAUUAAAAAAUUUCCCUAUACAGGGUUGCCUUCGGUCGUAUGGUUGUAUAGUUACUUAUCUCCUUGGCUUGGGGGUUGCAUAACUCCAUACAUGGGUGUAACCAGGAUUGGGGGGGGGGCAGAACCUCAGAUUUGUAUUAUGGUGAUUUGUAUUGAUUUUUACUGUUGGGGGGCAGGGGGACAGCUAUGUCCAUGAUUCCAUAUCCUCCCAACAUUUCUCCAGUAGAGACAUCCUACAUUACUCCCCAAUAUUUCUCAGAUGAAAGUAGGGAAAUCCUCAGGAAAAGCGGGACAUUGCACUGCACUGUACAGUUCCUAGUUUGAAAAAACAUGACAACACUCUAGAAGACUCAGCUACACAGAUGCAAAUAAAACAUUUUAAAAGUGUUGUAAAGUGAAAUAUACAAAUGAGACACUAGAUAGCGACAGCGAUCCAUCCCAAAUUCAAUGUCUUUUUCAAAACCUUUGUUUAAAAAGCAUUUUGUCCUUUUUUUCUUUUCACGUUGGUAGCCUGAGACCGUUGUGGACGCCAUGGCCAAAAUCAAAGCCCGUGAUUUGCGAGGGAAGAAGAAGGAAGAGCUGUUGAAGCAGCUGGAUGACCUCAAGGUGGAACUCUCUCAGCUGCGGGUGGCCAAGGUGACCGGUGGAGCAGCCUCCAAACUCUCAAAGAUCUGGGUGGUACGCAAAUCCAUUGCCAGAGUGCUGACCGUCAUUAACCAGACCCAGAAGGAAAACCUCAGGAAGUUCUACAAAGGCAAGAAAUACAAGCCUCUCGACUUGCGGCCUAAGAAGACACGUGCCAUGCGGCGCAGGCUAAACAAGCAUGAAGAGGGUAUGAAGACCAAAAAGCAGCAGCGAAAAGAACGCCUGUACCCGCCUCGGAAAUACGCUGUGAAGGCAUGAGCCCGAACUGCAGCAUUCUGAUCCUCUGACCAGCAUUUUCCUAUUAAAGGUGUUUUGGCUGUUUAAAAAAAAAAUUAAAAAGCAUUUUCACAGC